GAAAAGUUAAGUCGUGUGAUUAGAUUUUCUCUACAAAUAUAAUUUGGAGCAACAUAACAAAGGCAGAUAAAUUCUUUGUUAUUAUUGUUGUUGAAUACACUCAAAUAUUUAUUCCAUAAUUUGUAUCGAGAGAUUCAUACUUUAACUGAGAAAUUAAAAAUCUUACAGAAGUAUUUGAUUUGUAUAAAAUUACAAAAAAUAAAAUAAAAAUUCAAUUUUCGGAAGAGUAAAUAUAGAAAAGAGCAAUUUAGAAGACAUUUUCCAUAUAUUAAUGAAGCGUAAUUGAUUUUGCUGGCGAUUAAAAUCAUUUAUAUAAAUGUGAUUAGUGAAAAGAGAGUUUAUUUUGAAGAGCAAGAGGGCAAAUUGUUAUAAAGAUUAAAUAAACGCAUUCAGUCAACGUGAACAUCAACAAACUGAAUUGAUAGAGUGAACGGUCUAAUUGAUUUAAUAAUAAUCAGCUUAAACAGUUCACGCAAUUUUUUUUUUGUCGUCUGACCCUUAUACGCUUCUAUGUGGCAUAUGUGAUUGGCUUAGAAAGUGUUGACUUAAUUUAAAAACAAAGACGAUUCAACUGCAUUCCAGAGCCUGUUUCUUUUUUGUCUAUCGACACCGUUAACGAAUUCGAAAUCUUUCGCCAUAUCAUACUAUUAUCAUCAUUUUGCCAACAUGGCGGACAGUAUAGUUGAACCGAGUAGCUCUGCAUCGGUGUCAUCUAUAUCGCCGUUAUUGCAAAAUCAACAGCAGGCCGUCAAUCUGAAUGUGCUUUCCAAUUCAAAUAUCAUUCCGAUAAUAUCGGCCGAUAUUCAAGUGGACACGGCUUCUUCGCAAUCAAAUCCGAGACCGCCUCCAAUCAAUCAAUCGGCCACCAAUAAUAAUAAUCUGAACAAUGAUUCAGCUGGAAAUGAUGAGCCAGAAGCCAAACGAAAAAAAACUGAAUCAACGCCAUUACCAAGUACAUCACAAACAAGUGAAAAGCUUGAAUCAAGAUUGGGUGGGAUUCUUUGCUGUGCUGUUUGUUUGGAUUUACCUAAAACGGCAAUGUAUCAGUGUCAGAUGGGUCAUUUGAUGUGCGCUGCAUGCUUUACACACUUAUUGGCCGAUGGAAGAUUACGGGAUCAAGUUGCAACUUGUCCAAACUGUCGUGUCGAGAUCUCUAAAUCAAGUGCAUCACGCAAUUUAGCCGUUGAAAAGGCAGUAAGCGAGUUACCCAGCGAAUGUCAGUAUUGCGGAAAGGAAUAUCCAAGCAAAUCUCUUGAGCAUCAUGAAAAAGCUGAUUGCGAAUUACGUCCAACUGAUUGCAAAUACCAACGUAUUGGUUGUAAAUGGCAAGGCCCAAUCCAUGAUGCAUCGACGCACGAAAAAUCUUGUUUGCAUCCGAAAAAAACCGGAGCCGAAGUAAUGUUGGCAUUACAAGAGAAUGAUGCUAAAUUAAAUGAAGAACGUAAACUGUUUUCCACCUUGAUUGAACUUCUGAGCUACGAGAAAAUCAUAUUCAAUGAUUUACAAAUGAAGCCGUAUCGCACCGAUGAAUAUGUGCAUAAAUUGUUCUAUGAAACAUCCCGGUUCACAGCAUUUAAUCAUCAGUGGGUGGUGAAAGCACGCAUUAAUGAUUCACAGCGUGAUCCCCACACAAAUCACGAGCGAAAAAUCACUUACCAAUUGAUAUUGAAGACAAAAACUUCCACUCCGCUCUCAAUUCACUUUUUUGCUUUAAAGGGGCCAUUUUAUGACAUGAAAUUGAAUACGCAAAUUUACAAGCAUGAUUUCACCGAUUCAGAAUAUGAAAGUCCAUAUUUUCUGUUGCCGUUGCCUGAUAGCUCUGAAUGCAAUCGCCUCUUAGCCAGCAAAGCCAUUAAUUUCCGUUUGAUUAUGUUUUUACUGUCAAAGUAAGUAGCCGUCGGCGUACAUGCCGACGGCGAAAACGUCUAAGAAGGAACACUUCUUAGCAAAAGCAUAACAAUCGAUUGUUUUGAAAAAAGUUCAAAUCCACUAAAAUAUGAUGACGUAUAUGUCUUAAAAGUGCUGGCAUUGAUUUCAAUUUAAAAUACCAACAAAAGAAAAUUUAGAUAAGAGAAAUGGUAUGAUUUUUUAAAGAAACGAAACAAAAUUCGAUCGUAGUUUUUAAUUCAAAUUUAUUGUUUUUUUCUCUCUGUAAAACGUUAAUUUAAAGCUUACCAACACCGUGGAAAGUAAAAUCACCACGUUUUAUUAAGUUUCCAAUAAACAAAGAAUUAACUUGCAUAGAUCAAUAGAUGAACAAAAGUAAACAAAUUUAAAUAUCAUUUAACGUACUUUAUUACAAUUUCUAAUAUAUAAACUACACUUACACUUAUGCAAGAAGUUUGUGCAACGUAAACAUUUCAAUAUACGGCUUCGGGUUAUAACAUUACAUGAAAAAAAGAAGAUUCAUUCAGACAUAUUUGAGUAAUAAGUUCGUAAUCAUCUAUUGAUUUGAUUGACAGUGUUUUACAGUACGCUUCGAAAGAGAGCUAGACUCCAUUGAGCGAUUUAAAAUGAAUAUUAUAAUCAAUGCGUUUUAGUUUGUAAUGCAUAAAUAGAAUGCGAAAGAAAUGGUUCAGAUUCAUAAUGCUAAGACGUGCAGUAGAGUUAUAAUCCGCUGUAAAUAAAUUGUGUGCGAUAUUUUUUCAUAUUUUUUUUCUCUCGUUAUUAUUAAAUCGGUUUUUCACAUAAGCUUUCCUCCUCUGUUCAUUAGAGAUAAGCGCAAGAUGUAACACUUUGUUCUUUUCACUUAGUCAUAAGUAAUAUUGCGAUGGUAUGUUAACGAACGCAGCUUCAACAUUUCUAACGAAAAUUGAAAUGCGUUGAUAGAUUUUAGUGCGAAUAAAACUGAAUUCAGCUGUAACUUAUUUUC
Molecule: messenger RNA, 2872 nt
Organism: Contarinia nasturtii (swede midge)
Lineage: Eukaryota; Metazoa; Arthropoda; Insecta; Diptera; Cecidomyiidae
Product: cysteine and histidine-rich protein 1 homolog
Exons: 7
Coding region: 667-1890 (407 amino acids)
Cellular component (GO): nucleus
Source: RefSeq, a predicted model, not a curated record